Molecule: messenger RNA, 381 nt
Organism: Dibothriocephalus latus
Lineage: Eukaryota; Metazoa; Platyhelminthes; Cestoda; Diphyllobothriidea; Diphyllobothriidae
Source: the annotation of a GenBank genome assembly
AUGACGACUGAGUCACAGGAGGAGUACUAUCCAGUGGCCGUACUCAUUGAAGAACUGCGCAAUGAGGAUGUACAGUUUCGUCUGCACAGCAUUCAAAAGCUUUCCACAAUCGCCUUGGCCCUAGGAGAGGAAAAAACACGCACCCAGUUGAUUCCUUUUCUCACAGACUCCAUCUACGACGUAGACGAAGUCAUGGUGGCCAUUGCGGAACAGCUCGGCGACUUUGUGCGUUAUGUUGGCGGAAAGGAUCAUGCUCCCGUCCUGAUAGCUCCUCUGGAGAGCCUUGCCCUCGUAAGUUAUUGUCUGUUACUUUAUGCGCAUUUCAUCGCACAGCCACCCCGGCGUCACUGUUGCGCAAGCACUAGGCUACUAAUCCGAUAA